Molecule: messenger RNA, 5924 nt
Organism: Apis florea (little honeybee)
Lineage: Eukaryota; Metazoa; Arthropoda; Insecta; Hymenoptera; Apidae
Product: cholesterol transporter ABCA5
Biological process (GO): transmembrane transport
Cellular component (GO): membrane
Molecular function (GO): ATP binding; ATP hydrolysis activity; ABC-type transporter activity
Source: RefSeq, a predicted model, not a curated record
AGAAAGGUGGCGCUCUCGCGCAGUCUGGCGUCGUCGGCCGACAGGUGUGCAUUGAGGGUGUGUUUAAUCGUGACUUUCUUUUAUUUCUUUAUACUCUCAACAGUUUUAAUCGUGACAUCGUUUACUUUUGUGUCUCUCGCGAGACUCGUUUUUUGAGUGUGUCGCAAAGUUUAUAUCUGUAAUACAAUGAUAGCAAGCGAAAACUAAUUAUGCCGGUCGAUGAGAUUUUGUAACUUCUAUUCGUGGAAAAUUUCAAAUUCGAUGGUCGCCAAUUAAUACGACGAGUAAUAAGAUGAAGGGCAAACCGCUUUUUUCCAAUUGAACUUAGUCCAGAUGGAUGGAGCAAGCCAGAAAGGCUAAGAGUCCAUCCCAAAAAUCGCCAUCCUGGUCCUCAAUCUGCUUUCUCAUCGAAUUGCUUUCGACGACUGAGGACUGGAUUAAUUUUAUUCUGGCCAAAUCGUGUGAAAAGUCUUGGAUAAUCGGGAACGAGGAUGGCUAGGAGCAGCGGCUCUACAAACGCGCACCGGCGAUGCAGCGAUCGUACCAUCGUCGUUCAUCGAGAUGCCGUUGUCGCAGCUUGUAGUACGUCCGUUCGCGAAUCACGAUCGAUCGGAAUCGGGUACAAUAGAAACGGCCACGGCACUGCUACCUCUGCCUACACUGGCUACGCUGCCAAUUUCGAUCAGGGAGAGGGCACGGUCGAUUAGAGUCGCCCCUUUCGAUACAACUGCCGAGCAGCACGUGAUUCACAAAUUACAAAGACGAGUACAUCUCGCAAAAUGGGUACGUGCGGGGUCUACUUGUCUCAACUGCGAGCAAUGCUCGUGAGGAAUCUUCUCUUGAAAAAGCGUGAGAAACGGAAGACGACGGCGGAGAUUUUCCUCCCUCUUUGCACUCUAGGUGUGUUAAUCGUGGUGAAAGUAUUACCACCGAAUCCAAACUAUCCCGCAAUGACAACACAAAGACAAGAAGGUGGUAUAUUCGAGACAUUCAAUGGCUACAAGAACAAUACGAUAGCUGUUGUUCCAAAUUCAACAGAAACUUUGGCCUUUUUAAAUUCAAUGAAUGCUCUGUGGUUAUCAAUGUGGGAUUAUCCUGGCAAGCUUCCUUUAAAUUUCGUGGUAUUUGAUACGAAGGAUGAUUUGCAAGCAGCAUAUUGGAGAGAUCCAUACAGCGUUCCCCUAGCAGUAAUCUUCGAAGAUUCUCAACCUAUAUCUCAACAUCUCUUAUAUGAGAUAAGAACAAAUCCAUCAUAUACGAAUCCACCUUCGCCGACUGAAUUGUAUUCUGCCCCAGUUACUUGUCGGAAAGAUACAAGCCAUUGGUUAGGUGGUGUAUUGUCGAUAGAAACUGGUGGAUCAUGUCCUGCGAAUAAUUAUUUGCACUCAGGUUUCUUGGCGUUACAAAUGAUAAUGGAUAUUACAAAGAUAAGAUUAGAUACGAGGAAUACAGAUAUAACUGUACCGGAUAUUAAAUUAGAAAUGUUUCCUAAAGAAGCUUUCACCGCAGACUGGAUGUUGGCCUUUAGAGUUGUUAUACCACUUUUUAUGGUCCUGGCCAUUUCACAAUUUGUUACUUAUCUUCUGAUCUUGAUAGUCGGUGAAAAAGAAAAAAAGAUUAAGGAAGGAAUGAAGAUAAUGGGCCUAAAAGAUUCGAUUUUCUGGUUAUCAUGGUUCAUUAUCUAUAGCGUUUUUGUCUUGUUACUUUCUGCCGUCGGAGUAAUAUUACUUUUUACACUACAAAUGUUUCAGCACACACACUUUUUACCAAUAUUUCUUUUAGUAGUACUAUAUAGUUUCUCUAUAAUCAUGCUCGCUUUUAUGAUAACACCCUUCUUCGAUAAGUCACGAACUGCCGGUGUACUUGGCAAUUUUGCAGUCACAAUAAUGAGCUUGAUGUACUUUAUUCAAGUCUUUGUGAACGAUUCUAGUUCUGUACCAUUUUGGUUGGUUUCUCUUCUUAGUCCAACAGGAGUUGCUUUAGCUAUGGAUAAGGCGCUUGUAUUAGAUUUACAAGGAGAAGGAGUUAAUUUUGACAAUCUUUGGUCAGGUCCUGGUAUACCAUUUGGAGGAAGUCUUAUUAUGAUGACAUUAGACAUAAUUCUCUAUGCUUGCUUAGCUUACUAUUUUGAUUGUGUUAUACCAAGUGAAUACGGAACAAAAAGAACUCCUUGGUUUUGCUUCACGCCUGAAUUUUGGUGUCAAAGAAAAGCUCCACGGGUACCAUCAUCAAAUGGUGAAUCGAAUUCUUUUAUUCCUGGUGAAGAAACUAAUCGCGAUGUUGAACCAGUAGUUCGUGAAAUGAAAGGUCGUGAAGCAAUUAGAAUAGUUGAUCUUUACAAAUCCUAUCAAAAAUGUCGUAAACCAGAAAUUAAAGCUGUAAAUGGUAUUAAUUUAACGAUUUAUGAAGGCCAAAUCACAGCGAUACUUGGACACAAUGGAGCUGGCAAAACUAGUCUUUUUAAUAUAUUAACUGGUUUGACUGCACCUACCGCUGGCACUGCCUUGAUUUUUGGUUACGAUGUUCGGGAUUCUAAUGAUAUGCAGAUGAUCAGAAGUAUGACCGGCGUUUGUCCACAACAUGAUAUUCUUUUUGAUCUUCUCACACCUCGCGAACAUCUUGAAUUUUUUGCCGCUGUACGUGGUAUUCCACGAUCGAUGAUUGAACACGAGGUGAAUAAAACUUUAAAAGAUAUCGAUUUAACUGAGAAGGCAGAUACUUUUGCAAAAUAUUUAAGCGGGGGACUGAAAAGGAAAUUAUCCGUAGGUAUCGCCAUUAUCGGUGAUCCGAAAAUUAUUAUUCUGGAUGAACCUACAGCUGGAGUUGAUCCCUACUCCAGAAGACAGAUGUGGUCUUUUUUACAAUCUAGACGUCACGGAAAAGUGAUUUUACUGACGACUCAUUUUAUGGAUGAAGCGGAUAUACUAGCAGAUAGAAAAGCAGUUAUUAGUAAAGGAAAACUAAGAUGCUGCGGUAGUUCUUUAUUCUUAAAAAAUAAAUUUGGCAUUGGAUAUCAUUUAACGUUAGUACUUGAAGGAAAUGCAAGAGAACACGCUAUUACUAGAUUGGUAAUGUCUCAUGUUUCAAAAGCAGAAAAAGCGAGACGUCAUGGCCGUGAACUGAGUUUUAUUUUACCUCAUAAUUCAGUAGAAAGCUUUGCACCACUUUUUUCAGCUAUAGAACAUGAAAUUAAAACUCGAUCAAGUAGAUUGGGUAUUAGUAGCUACGGGGUAUCGAUGACUACUCUAGAGGAAGUAUUCUUACAUUUAGAAAAGGACGAAGGUCCUGAAUAUACGAUGGAUAAUUUAUCAAAAAAAAUGGUACGCAAUCGUGCAUUAAGUAGAUCCUUAUCAUUACAAUCAAAAAGCACUUCUUAUCAAAGCUUGCAAAAUGAAGGUAUUACUGUCCAGAGUGAUGGUCAAGCAAAAGAGGCAGGAGAUUUACCGGAUGGUGUUCAUAAUGAUAGAAACCCUCCAGUUCUCGGCCUCGGAUUAGACCCCAUAAAAAUUCGGCCUAAUUUCAUUCAAAUCUUAUAUGCUAUGCUUCGCCUAAGAAUACUCAGGCUUUUUAGGAACAUUCAGUUAUUGUAUUUCACUAUCGUUGCGCCUCUUUUUCUGAUAGUUCUUGGCCUUCAUUUACAUAGCAUUCAAACAGUUGAAGUUAAAAUGCAGUCUCUUAAAUUGAAUAACGAUACUUACGGAAAUCAGACAAAAAUUUUGUACACAAAUAGUACCGACCAUGAUAUCACAGACUUAAUCGAUGGAAUAGGUCAAGAUGUAAAAUAUAUUAAAGAGUACCACGGAAAUUUUGCAAAUUUGUUAAAAAUCGCACCACACGUUGCCGCUUUCAAUAUCAAUGAAUACAGUCUAUCUAAAAUCAAUUUGAUUAUCGCAUAUAACGAUACUAUGCAACAUUCUCUACCAAUCUUGAUAAACUUGUUAUCAAACACCUAUUAUAGGUUGAUCUCAGAUAAAGAUAAUCUAACACGUAUUGAAGUUAAAACGCAUCCUUUUCAACAAACUUCUCAGCCACAAGAAUUUAAUAUUGGCACAGCGAGUUCUGCUCUAUUUAUUGGAAUGCAUUUUAUAUUGUUACCAAUAACCUUAGUUGUAGAUAUGGUUUAUGAUCGUGAAAUAAAAGCAAAGAAUCAGCUUCGUGUCAACGGUUUGUCAUUUUCUAUGUACUUCCUAACAUAUUUUAUUGUACUUAUCGGCCUGAUGACAUUCAUAAGUUUAUGUAUCCUUGGCAUCAUAUUUGUCUUUGAUGUGCCUUCGCUUCAAGAAAUACCAGCACUCAUCACCUUAGGUGGUCUUCUAAUGCUUUAUUGUCCAUCAUCCAUUCUAUUUUCGACAUGUUUGAGUUAUAUUUUUGACAAGAUGGAUUCAGCUCAAAGCAUUUUGCCCAAUAUUGCUACGUUCUUUGGACUUAUACCGUUUAUACUAGUCACAACUCUUGAUAUGCUAGGUCUUAGUGGGACGGCAGCAUUCGUUUUACACGUAAUUUUUUCUUUAUUAAAUACAUUAUACAUACCAUAUGCUGCAGUAUAUUAUGUAGAAAGAGUACAUAUAAUGUGUUCAAUUAACGCUGCUUGCCAUCAUCUAACUAUGUCCGAUUAUUUAACCACGGAAAUCACUUUAAUGGCCUUUGGUGUGCUUCUACACUGUCCAAUGUGGUUUUUCGUGCUUUUAUUAUUGGAUAUUAAAAAAAGUGGUGGUAAUAUUGGCGAUAUAUUGAAGCAUUUUUUGCGUAAUGGUGGUUCGAUCGGUGAAGAAAUAAUGGAAAAUUCUGACAUUGGAGAACACGAAGAUGGAGAUGUUAAAAUUGAAAGGCAGAAAGUUUUUAAUCUUAUUACUUCUUCAUCUGUUCAAGAACCACCUGUAGUUUUAGUACAGAAUUUAAGAAAAGAGUAUCGACAAAAGGAAUCAGGAUCAUGCAGUUGCUGUUCAAAACAAGAUGAAGAAGCUAGUCAAAUACAACGAAAAGUUGCUGUAAGAAAUCUAUCAUUAGCAGUUGAACCAGGAGAAGUAUUUGGAUUACUUGGUCAUAAUGGUGCUGGCAAAACAACAACAAUGAAAAUUAUCAUAGCAGAAGAAGCGGCUACUCGAGGAAGGGUACAAAUUGGUGGUCAUAAUAUUAAUUCCAAUAUAACGGAAGCUUUUAAACAAAUGGGAUAUUGUCCCCAACAUGAUGCUCAAUGGAAGAAUAUUACUGUUAGGGAACAUUUAGAAUGUUAUGCUGCGAUUCGUGGUGUACCGUGGGGAGAUAUUGACAGAAUUGUAGAUUUAUACCUUACUGGUUUACAAAUUCAUGAACAUGCCGAUAAACAAACUCAAGAAUGUUCAGGUGGAACUAGAAGAAAACUUAGUUUUGCUAUGGCAAUGAUUGGAGGUCCAAAAGUUGUUUUAAUGGAUGAACCUAGUGCAGGAAUGGAUCCUAGAUCUAAGAGAUUUUUAUGGGAUACAAUUCUUGCUAGUUUUCAGGGUGGUAGAGGUGCAAUUUUAACUACUCAUUCAAUGGAAGAAGCUGAUGCUCUCUGUUCCAGAGUGGGUAUAAUGGUAAAAGGAGAGUUAAGGUGUAUUGGUUCUACUCAACAUCUGAAGAAUUUAUAUGGUGCAGGCUAUACUCUUGAAAUGAAACUUUUGGGCGGUGAUUGUACACCUACCACACCUUCCGGUGAUAGAAUUACAAGUUUGAAGGAAUUUGUUUCCAGUCUUUUUCCAGAUGCAACUUUAGAAGAAAGUUUUGCCGACAGAUUAGUUUUUGCUGUACCUCAACAUGCAGUUAACUCGCUGGCCGAGUGUUUUAUGCAAUUGGAGAAAGCCAAGCUUGAAUUGGAUAUUGAAGAAUACAGUUUCAGCCAAACUACUUUGGAACAAGUUUUUCUUAAAUUUUCUCACUAUGAUGAAUCUAACUUGGGAGAAUGA